Messenger RNA from Prunus avium (sweet cherry), 439 nucleotides. Lineage: Eukaryota; Viridiplantae; Streptophyta; Magnoliopsida; Rosales; Rosaceae. The record is from RefSeq and is a predicted model, not a curated record.
GAAGGUGCUUCUUUCAUUUAUGUUGUUGAUGGUGCUCUAAGCACGGUUGCUGCUGAAACCAACCCACAGGAUGCUCCUGUGCCACCCUGCAUUUCAAACCUAGAUGGAGGACUUGUUCAAGUGGCUAUAGAAGUGGAAGACCGUGCACAACGGUCAGCCAUCACAAGAGUGAAUGCUGAUGAUGUUAGAGUUACUGUGGCUGCACCUGCAGCUCGGGGAGAAGCAAACAAUGAACUCUUGGAGUUCAUGGGCAAAGUGUUGGGUCUGAGACUAAGCCAGAUGACUCUUCAGAGAGGGUGGAAUAAUAAAUCGAAACUCCUUGUGGUGGAGGAUUUGUCUGCUAGGCAAGUAUAUGAGAAACUUCUGGAGGCUGUUCAACCUUGAGGCUGUACAAUUUACAUGUCAAUUGUAAUGAAUGAUAAGAUCCAUUCAACUUGUA